Molecule: messenger RNA, 6068 nt
Organism: Eleginops maclovinus (Patagonian blennie)
Lineage: Eukaryota; Metazoa; Chordata; Actinopteri; Perciformes; Eleginopidae
Gene: unc5b
Product: unc-5 netrin receptor B
Exons: 17
Coding region: 687-3527 (946 amino acids)
Biological process (GO): anterior/posterior axon guidance; netrin-activated signaling pathway
Cellular component (GO): membrane
Molecular function (GO): protein binding; netrin receptor activity
Source: RefSeq, a predicted model, not a curated record
UGAGAGGAGGAGCAGGAUGUUUUAUGAUUGGCCAGGCGGGGACUGGUAGUCCGGAGGCUGGCAUUGUGUUCCGCGUUGAUCCCCGUGUUCUUGUUUACACUUUGUGAACGGGGACGAGGCUAAGCACCCAGUGGCCGGACAGAACAAACUCGGGAGUCCAGUGUGCAGAGAAGGUGGCUUUCUGACAGCAUCUUCUCCGUGGUAACUUGUUUUCUAUUUUCCCAAACCACAAGUUUCUGUUUUCCUGGGAAUCGGAAUUCUCCCAUUGCGUUCAGAGCAGCAAUGCGUCAAACUUUUUGGUGACUUGUGUGGCACCUUACUGCUCCCAGGCAAGCAACAGUAUCAGUGCAGCUGGACAUGAGACCUACAAGGAAUAGCAGCGGCACCUUUUUGUGUUUUCACAUCCACAGGGUUUGAUAUUUACGGACCUCUUCAAACUUUGGUUACGGGAGGAAAUUACACCCUCACAAUCUGCUUGGUGAUGGAUGUGUUUUGAGCGUUUCAGUCUGUUUGCGUCAACAGUACUAACUAUUUACCAAAAAGACGGCAUACAACAUCAAAUACUGGACACUUUCGUAUUUCACUGUUUCCUGAGAAAUCUGUCAGGGGACUUUGUUGGACAAGAGCAACUUGGUUACGCUGCGUGGAAAACCCUGGGACGCUCCGCUACGGCGUAGCCGGAAAAGAUGCUCUCUGUUCGGAUGCAGCGUGACCAAGGUCUCGGUCCUCUGGUUUUUCUCAUCCUGGUUGGGGGAUAUGUCGUGUCUGGCACUGAGAGCACUGACUACAGCGAUGCCGAGGUUCUCCCUGACUCCUUCCCGUCUGCACCGGCGGAGCCUCUCCCAGAAUUCCUCCUUGAACCAGAGGACGCUUUCAUUGUGAAGAACCGGCCGGUCCAGCUGCGGUGCCGGGCAUCGCCAGCCACCCAGAUUUACUUCAAAUGUAACGGAGAAUGGGUCAAUCAAAACGAUCACGUCACCAGAGAAAGCCUGGACCAGAUCACAGGUCUGGUGGUGCGGGAGGUGGACAUCUCGGUGGCGAGGACGCAGGUGGAGGAGCUGUUCGGGUUGGAGGACUACUGGUGCCAGUGUGUGGCCUGGAGCUCAGCUGGCACCACCAAGAGCAACCGUGCCUACGUCCGCAUUGCAUACCUGAGGAAGAACUUUGAGCAGGAGCCGCUGGGGCGGGAGGUGCGACUCGAGCAGGAAGUGCUGCUGCAAUGUCGCCCCCCUGAAGGCAUGCCAGCUGCCGAGGUGGACUGGCUGAAAAACGAAGACGUUAUAGAUCCAUCGCAAGACUCCAAUUUCCUGAUCACCAUCGAUCAUGAUCUGAUCAUCAAACAGGCCAGACUGUCCGACACCGCCAACUACACCUGCAUGGCUCGCAACGUAGUAGCCAAAAGACGCAGCAGCACGGCUACUCUUAUUGUUUAUGUGAGCGGAGGUUGGUCGUCAUGGACUGAAUGGUCAGAGUGUAAUGCUCGGUGUGGGAGGGGCUGGCAGCGACGAACACGCAGCUGCACCAAUCCUGCCCCUCUGAAUGGAGGAGCCUUCUGUGAGGGCCCACCCUUCCAGAGAGUGACCUGCACCACACUGUGCCCAGUGGAUGGAGGCUGGACACAGUGGGCAAAGUGGUCCGCCUGUGGGACAGAGUGCACCCACUGGCGCAGUCGCGAGUGCCAAGCCCCCCCACCUAGAAAUGGAGGAAAGCACUGCAGCGGCAGCAUGAUGGAGAGCAAAAACUGCACUGAGGGGCUGUGUGCGCGCAAUAAAAAGAUUUCUAUUGAACAUGCAAGCCAUCCGCUGGCCCCAGGUAUGGGUGUCGCCGUCUACGCUGGUCUGGUCGGGGCCCUGCUGCUGUGUGUGAUACUGGUGUUGUGCGUGGGAGUGCUUGCAUAUCGCCGCAGAUGCCGACAUCUCCAUGGAGACAUCACCGACUCUUCAUCUGCUCUAACUGCCGCCUUCCACCCUGGCAACUACAAGCCUCCCAGACAAGAUAACCCUCACACUCUGCAUCCCUCAGCUCCUCCAGAUCUGACAGCCACAGCGGGGACUUUCCGAGGGCCGCUCUUCUCCCUUCAGCAAGGAGUCAACGACAGCCCACACAAAAUCCCCAUGACCAACUCUCCCUUGCUGGACCCACUGCCAAGCCUCAAAAUCAAGGUGUACAAUGCCUCCACUCUUUCCUCCAUGGACCUCCCCGCGGACAUGUGCUUAGGCGACGGAGAGAUCCUAAGCCUGAAGUCAGUGGGUACUAUGGGUAGAGAGCGAGAUUACCACAGCCACACCAUGUCAAGAGAGCCUGGGCUGAGCACCAGCGCCACUUUGGGUAAUCUGGGAGGACGCCUUACCAUCCCCAACACAGGUGUAAGCCUGCUGAUCCCCCCAGGGACAAUCCCCCAGGGGAAGUUCUACGAGAUGUACCUCAUCAUCAACAAGUGGGACAAAACGACGUUACCCUCUGAGGGCAGUCAGACUGUGCUAAGUCCGGUGGUAAGCUGCGGUCCAUCCGGUAUGCUGCUGAAUCGUCCUGUGGUUCUUACUUUGCCACACUGUGCCCAGCUAGACACUCCUACACCUGACUGGACCCUCUCACUCAAGACACAGACGCACCAGGGGGCCUGGGAGGAGGUGCUGACAGUAGGAGAGGAGACUUUGUCAUCUCCGUGCUACCUGCAGCUGGAGGAGGAGUGCUGUCAUGUCCUCAUGGAGCAGCUGGGAACGUACGGCCUGGUGGGCCAAUCCUGCCCCCCACAGCCCGCCUGCAAACGCCUGCAGUUAGCACUGUUUGCCCCUCGAGCGCCAUGCCUCUCUUUGGACUUCAGCCUUCGUAUCUACUGCAUCCACGAUACUCCUCAUGCCCUCAAGGAGGUGCUGGAUUUGGAGAGGAGUCUGGGUGGAGUUUUGCUGGAGGAUCCCAAGCCUCUUCUUUUCAAAGACAGCUACCACAACCUGCGCCUGUCCAUCCACGACAUUCCUCACACUCACUGGAGAAGCAAACUACUGGCAAAGUAUCAGGAGAUUCCUUUCUAUCACAUCUGGAGCGGCAGUCAGAGACCCCUGCACUGCACGUUCAGCCUGGAGAGAGGUAGCCUGGCCGUGUCGCAGCUCGCCUGUAAGAUCUGCGUCCGACAGGUGGAGGGGGAGGGACAGAUAUUCCAGCUGCACACGGAUAUUCAGGAGACUCUCCCCCCACACUCGCCCCUUCCCUCCGGAGGCACCUGCCUGCCGUCCUCUCAGGUGGGACCUUAUGCCUUUCGCUUGCCUGACUCCAUCCGCCAGAAGAUCUGUGCCAGUCUGGAUGCACCCAGUGCCCGGGGAUGUGACUGGAGACUACUGGCCCGCAGUCUGGGCUUUGACAGGUACUUGAACUACUUCGCAACAAAGCCCAGCCCUACCGGUGUUCUCUUGGACUUAUGGGAAGCCUGUCACCAAGCCGAUGCAGACCUGGUUUCUCUGGCGACCGCGCUGGAAGAAAUGGGCAAAAGUGAGGUGCUAGUCGUCAUGACAACAGAUGGGGAUUGUUGAUUGGUCAAGGAACGAGAGAGCAAGCCAGACAUUUUCUUUUCUUUCUCACCACCGUGAUGAAAAUAAGAAUACCUGUCUAUGAGUAUGCACACGUCAUAAGCCCACAGAGCAUUCUGGUUCUCUCACAUGCUCUGUUUUACCCCUGCCUCAUAUUCCUUCUCACUGACCCCUGAUCAGCCAGUGUAGCUACAAACCCACCGAAACCCAUUCCCAUGAAAACUGAUCUGAUUCAGCUUCAAUCCUCCAAAGCAAUGUUGCAUCUGUAGAACCAAUUCAAGGGUAUGAAGCGUAAAAUGGGUGUAAAGUCAUCUAUCAUACGUGGUGCUUCUAAGAUACAGAAUUACACUUUUCUUUUAUAUAAAUAAUAAAAAGCAUUGGAAAAACAAACAAAAAAACUCAUGUAUUCAACACACGAAAGCACGCACAAUAAAACAAACAGACAAAUGCUAACAGGGGAUUACCCAUGUUUCAGUAGCAGCAUGAAAGUGCAUGAUUUAGCACCAACAAACCUCAUGGCGGGGGCUUUUGUUUUCUCCAUUGUCAUUCUGCGUGUGCAGUGGACGACAGGCAGCACCGACAAACUGUCUGAAAUUUCCUCGGGCUACAGACACACGUGCGGUCAUUAACUGGCUCUGAAUCAGAUAGGCUAGGUUUUCCUCUCUAGCUGCUUGACAAGAAAGUCAAUUGAGGUCCAAAAAACCUCAAGUUAUGACAGCUCAAGCAUGUUGCUUUAGGCUUGGAAAUAAAAAUCUGCCUCGUCUUUUUGGAGGGAGGGUGAAUUUUGAAGAAGAAUUGGCAGAUAACUAGACCGACUGACUCUUUAUAUUGUACCAACAAAUGCCUCAAAGCCUUGGCAUAUCGUUCCCACUCACAGGGGUGUUUCUCUUUCAUCUCUCCUCGCAUUCCUUUAUCGCUCUGCCACACUCCUCCGAUCUGUUUAGACAAAUCUGCAGGAGAGCCUUUCUGCUCGUCCCUUAAAAGUUUCCUGUGGGGAACGCUCUUUAAGUUAUUAUCCAUAUUUGUGGAUUGUGUUUUUUUUUUUCAUUGCUGUUACGAUCAUGUAGAACAUCUUCAAUCAUCUGUACUUAUUUAGGCUGCUGUGUUUUUAUUUUUAAUUCUAGUAGACCAGGCCAAAUGGGAGUUUUAGAUGCAGAGUGGAUGUCUCAGUUGUGAAUAACAGAAACAUUGUUUUUAAUGCGGUGAAUCUAAUCUAAGUGUAAAAGACGAUUAGAGGUGGUGAAAUGUCCCAGUGAAUAUAGUGUAUAUUUGCUUUGCUGUAACUGAGGGCAGUGUUCAUUGUUCAGAGAUGAAUAUGACAGAGUAGAUUAGCCUUUCCUUGAAUCAACUAGGCUGCAAGGGACCAUAAAAUGUACCUCAACACAAAUUGCAUUCAUCUAUUCUCUGUCCACCACUUAUAUAUCGGUUUAUUAAACCCCCCUGUAAUUCAUUAUGUCACUGUUCUCUCGAUUUGAUAACAUUGUCAACCUUUUUUACUAAGCCGCCUGCUUUGUGGUCAGGGUCCUCAAGCUUUUUCGCGUUAUCAAGAUGGUUCUGUCAGUUAAUGUUAGACAGGAAUUGAAAUGCUUUCAUCUGUGACUUUUUCAUUACUUAAGUUCUGUGUUUCUUUUUUUGUGUUUUUUCCCCUCCAUGCAAAAAAAGUAUUCAUAUCGAAACCACAAAAACCAAAACACAGGCAGUAUCCCUCCUAUUCGGCAGUGAGUCACGUUACUGUUUUUGUGUGAAUGAACUGAAAACUCAAGUGUGUGUGUGUGAGUGUGUGUUGAGUGAGUGGGUAUGUGUGGGCAGGCGGGUGUGCACUAACAGUACUGUAUGUGCACACGCUUCAGAUCUGUCAUUUCUCUUUGUAAGUGCUAUGCAAGUACAAAAGAAAAGAAAAACGUUUAGACUUCUUUUGUUUCCUGGAAGAGAAAUUCUAUUUUUUCAGAUCGGGGCAUUGACAGGGUUUUGAUUUUGUAUCCUAAAGUAAUUUUAGAGUUGGUUAUGAUGGUAUAUGUGUGAAUUCUUCAUCUGGAUCGGGAAGGAUUGGAUCACUGACCAAGGAAGCUGCUGUUGGAAAAGCCCAAGUAGGAGAUCAAAACAAAUGAUGUGGAGAUGGCUUCAAAUCUAUUUGUGGCUAACACCAUGAACUCGUGCCCUGCAGGUCUUUGUAAGGAAAUAUCUGAACACCACCAGUUCAGAGCUUUGGAUCCCUGAACACUACAGGACUAUUUUCCUUCCUCAGAGACUGGCUAGGUGUAGACUACAGUGUUUAUCCGUCCAGAUUUCUUGAGUAUCUGUUGAAUCUUUGGCCAUAGCGCUGGAUAAAUCAUGCUGGAGCUGGACUGGAUUCCUACUUGCUCCCUUCAAAGAGAACAUGUUAGCCUUUGUUCGAGAAGUCAGACAUUUUUACGAAAAAAACAGAAUGGAUUCAGUGACAUUAUUUUAUCUCUGUAAAGUACCAAUUGUAAAUAAAUGUCUAGCCUUCUUACCUGUAACUAAAUAUAAUUUUUAUGCAAUAAAUUAUAUUUCUUAGUUUAACAA